This is a messenger RNA of Sphaeroforma arctica JP610, 412 nucleotides long. RefSeq lists its product as hypothetical. Lineage: Eukaryota; Ichthyosporea; Ichthyophonida. The record is from RefSeq and is a predicted model, not a curated record. Bases 89 to 412 code for a protein of 107 amino acids. The transcript is spliced from 3 exons.
UAUCACUUCAUAGUGCGUCACAACCCACUGCCAUGAUCUCUACAACAAAAACCUUCUGGCUGAUAGUGCGGCCGUUGGCUACAAAACAAUGCAGAUAAUGGACACUGGUGCCGAAGUAGUCUAUCUGUACAACCUCGUGGACGGGACCUCCAAUCUCACUCUGGCAGAUAAUGUUGCGCGAUUGGCUGGUGUACCAGAAGUGGUACUCGCGCGAAUGCGGGACAUCAUUGACAAGAAGUUGCGUAAUCUGCCUGUGAAGCCUAUUCCGUUACCCGCUGGGCUCAAUGCUCGCAAUGUCGACAUUGUGGAAUUGUGUGGGCAGUUCUUCAGUGGGAAUAUCACAGUGUCUGAACUACUCGCCGAGGUUCUAAACAGAGACCUGGAGUACCGAAAUGACAGUAUGAGCUCCUAA